CGCGUAGCGUGGUUGUGCUUCGAUCCUGUCAGCACGUGUUACAGCUGUGAGCCGCUCUGCUCCCACGUAAAAGUGAAUUUCAUCGAGAUUCAAGUAGCUUCCCCUUCAAUUAUUUGUCAUUAGCAUUAAAUCGAACAGUGCCCGAGUGUUUUUAAAUCGUUUGUUCCGGCCCACCAUCCUGGGAACGCGUGUGCAAAGGUGUCGCAAAGUUUCGUGCUGCCCCGUGUGUUUAUACUCGUCGCGACCACGCGACGAAACGCUCUUGUUGCUUCGCCGAACCAAAUUGUUUUGUCAUUCUCCGUCUCACUUUCUCUACCUCGUUCGAACUUGACAAUUGCAGAACGAAGCUCCGGCAACGCGAUCUUGACUUUAACUCACGUAUCAGUGAAUCGAGCUCUUUGGAGUGUCUGAAAAGUGGCGAGUUCGCGUCCUCGUUCGUUGCAGAUCGCGCAAUCGUGCUGGCAGCCUGAAGAAUUUAGCCGACCAGUUGGAUCGUCCCAGCCCGAAGGAGUCCGCGGCAUCGAUUCGUUACGAUUUUCGAAGGAAAUCAGCAGCUGAAGGAGCUCUCGAUUGCCUUCUCGAGAUUGAUAGCCGGUCGUAACGCUGAUGAUUGACAAGCUGUGAUAGAAAAUCGAGAAUGGACGUGAUUGCGUACACUCCUCACGAGAUCGGUCGACUAGUUGGAGAAAUAGAAAACGCUGAGGAUCUGGAUUCUCAGGACGAGGAGGACGAUCAAGAGGAAGAGUCUUCGUACAACGACGGGGUUUCGACGACCGACAACGAUGACGCGAGCGUUGCAAACGUAGAGGAUGAAAAUUAUUCGCUGCCGUUGAGACGCAGUCUCUUCGCCAAUGUUCCGCCAUACGUAGCCUUUCAAUCGUUCGAUAGUACAAAAGCACCAAAUCUGCCUCGCGGUUUGAGGAAACACAUGAAAUGGCGUUUAACGACGAUAACGCCGUUGCUCGUGCGCAAAACUCUGGUCAACACGGGUUACCGGCUUGUCAAAAAGUCGCCGGAGUGGUGCGCGAUUUGGGGGAAGCACAUGAAGUCGGCGUGUUUCAAAACGAUCAAAGAGAAUCAAAAAGUCAAUCAUUUUCCGGGGACUUUUCAAGUCGGUCGUAAAGAUCGACUGUGGCGCAGCCUCAGUCGCAUGAUGAUGAAACACGGUAGAAAAGAGUUCGGUUUUGCCCCGCGCACUUACGUAUUGCCGCAGGAUUUUCGAUGCUUUCGUCAGGUCUGGGAGAAAACCGGAGGCAAAGAAAAGUGGAUUAUAAAACCACCGGCAUCGGCGCGCGGCGCUGGUAUAAGAGUAGUGCACAGAUGGUCCCAGAUACCUAAGAAAAAGCCUGUCAUAGUUCAACAAUAUUUGUCCAAACCAAAACUAAUAGGUGGAGCGAAAUUCGAUUUACGACUUUACGUCCUCGUGACUAGUUUCAAUCCGUUGCGUCUGUACAUUUAUCCCGACGGUCUCGUUCGCUUCGCCUCGGUAAAGUACGUCGACGAUAUAAACUACUUGAGCGAUCGUUUUAUGCACUUGACCAAUUACAGUAUUAACAAAUCCAGCGCUACUUACACGAGCAACGAUUGCGCGGACUCCUGUCGAGGACACAAAUGGACCGUAAAAUCGUUGUGGUCUUACCUCGAAAAGGAAAACGUCAACACUGAAAAACUCUGGGCCAAGAUCAAAGACAUCAUCGUCAAGACCAUGAUAGCCGGUGAAGCGUCGAUAAACAGCCUGACGAGAUGCAACACAACUUCGAGAUACUGUUGUUACGAGCUCUUCGGCAUCGACAUUCUCCUCGACGAGAAUCUCAAGCCGUGGCUCCUCGAGGUCAACAUAUCACCCUCGCUCCAAUCGUCCUCGCCUCUCGACAUCGCCGUUAAGGGACCGCUCAUCAGAAACGUCUUCAACAUAGCGGGCUACCAAGUCCCGGACUCCAUGACGAAUCGCGAAGCAACGAACCUCGCUAAAGUUCACGACCUCGAACUUCCAAUUCGCAUGAAUACUCAACUCCACAGAACUGCCCUCAGCGAACAAGAGAGGCAGAAGCAAUCGCUGUACACCGACCUCACCAACCGCGACGACUAUUUAUUCGACAUCCUCGAGGAUUUGACCCCCGACGACGUCCGCCAUCUCAUUGCCUACGAAGACGAACUCACGCAAAUCGGCCACUUCGAAAAAAUCUUUCCCACCUCAACUUCCCACGAGUACUUCCAAUUCUUCGAUGUGCAACGCUAUCACAACAUGCUCUUGGACGCCUGGGAAGAUCAGUACGCCGACGAUCGCCAAAAAGGCGUCGCGAGGCUACAGUCACUGUGCAAAACCAAGUUCCACCUCAACGCAACCACUGAUACUUAGUCGUUCUUCAAUGCGGUAUCAAAAUGAAAAUACGAGCGUUGCUAAUUGCCAUCAUACACAUUGCGAUCGAGGAGACUUUCUUCCCCGACCUUGGACACACUCGCUGACAAUUUUAUCGUCAUCGAAACUUGUCUCUACGAAAAAAUCCACGAGUUUGUGUUUUUAUAUUAUUUUCUCCUCAAACCGAUCCGCAUUUUUUAAUCUUCUUCUCUCGUCUUUUCAUUCUUGAUUUUUUUAAUCAUCGGACUCAUAUCUCGUCCAGUCUUCAUCGCCUUCGUAUCCCCCCCCUGUGAAACCGUUUUUAACAUUAACCAUAUGUAAACGAGCGCGUCGGCCAUUCGUGAUCGACGCACUUCAAGCUCCGUGCCUUUCGGCGGUUUCACUGUUUCAAUUAUCUCUUGUAUCGAGCCUGUAUUUCAAUAAAUGAUAUUCUUUUUUUUGAA
Venturia canescens is the source of this 2802-nucleotide messenger RNA. RefSeq names its product tubulin polyglutamylase TTLL4-like. Bases 638 to 2359 code for a protein of 573 amino acids. Gene Ontology annotation, biological process: microtubule cytoskeleton organization; protein polyglutamylation. The record is from RefSeq and is a predicted model, not a curated record. Gene Ontology annotation, molecular function: tubulin-glutamic acid ligase activity; tubulin binding. NCBI's taxonomy places the organism in Eukaryota, Metazoa, Arthropoda, Insecta, Hymenoptera, Ichneumonidae. Gene Ontology annotation, cellular component: cilium. The transcript is spliced from 6 exons.